UAGAGAUGCGCACGCACGCAUCGUGCAUGCCCGGUUAGAAUAACGUAACGGGUAUAGCGGCUAUGUAGCCUUACAAAUGGACGAAAUGCAUGGAAAGAUUGAAACAUGGAAAAGAUUAAUACACUUAGAGAAAUUGCGAUAUGUAUUGGAGGAUAUUCAGAUGAACAUUCGUGCGCGACCUGACAACAAAUCGAACGAGAAUAUUUUGAAAUUACUGUUACCCUUGCAUCAUGUAGCAGACAAAUGUCGCACAGCGGACAAUCCAAACUGUGAAACUGGAAAGGAAAUAGCUGAAUUAACUAAACUGCUUUGCUCAUUAUUAACUAAUGUACCUGAUGGCAACAAGUUUGCUAAAAUUUUAUUUAAAAUUGUUCAUUGUUUGCUCUCUUUAAAUCUGUAUAAGGAUGCAGCAGAUGUCUGUUUUUAUCUGCAGCCUGGCAAGUUGUAUAAUCCUCAAGAUAAUACUAUGAACCUUUUGACAAAAGUAUUAUCUUUAUGGCAUAUUUCUGCAAAAAAUUUAUAUCUGACUUUUACCACUGAAUCUUUAAAUAUAGAAAACUACAAUAGUUUAAAAAGUUUCAUAAAAUAUGAAAUCAAAAUGACUCAAAUUGCAUAUAAAAAUUAUACAAAUCAAUUAAUUGACGCAAUAAGCAAACAUUUAGAUAAAAUAAUAUCAGUUGACAAAGAAAAUAAGUAUUUUGAUGACUUUUACAAAUAUAUAUUGGAAUAUUUAAAAAAAACGCAGUUGUAUUUGGAUAAAGAUGAAAAAUAUGUCAUAUAUUAUCAUAUACUGCGUAUCAUAUGUCAUGUAAUAUGUAGGACUAUCAACGUGACUAAUAUUGAAUGUACAGUGAAAAUAUUUAAUGAAUUUUUCAGUUAUUUCAAUACUGUUUUAGCAGAUGAUCAAGAAUGUUAUCAGUGUUUUCAACAAUUUCAAAGAUUUUGUACAACAUUUUUAGUACCAAUGGAGAAUCUUAUAUGUAACGGUGCCAAAAAUAUACAAGAUAUUGUUUCUUGUCAAUUAAACAUGAAAAAAUAUAGUGAAACAGAAUGUCUAAAAUGGAAUGCAUUGUUUAUUGGAGAAAUAGUUGAACCUAUGUUUAAAUAUUGGGAAAUAUGCAUAGAAACUGACAAACAUGUAAUAAAGCAAUUGCUUGAUACUGGCAUUUUAUUAGAAACAAUGAACUUAUUUUUACAUAUAGAUACAAAUAAAUUUUAUACUAAACAAGUAUCAGUUGAAUGCAAGUGGUGCUUAAAUAAAACAGUAUGUACAGUUAACAGGGAUUUAUAUAAUUCUAUAAUAAUGAAAUAUAAAUGUGCCAGUUUAUUAUGCAAAUAUCAUGUUAAAAAUAUGCCGAAAAAAAUGUGCAUUCUUGCUAGAGCAACCUUAGAGCAAAAUGUCAAAUGGAUUAUACAUGAAGUGGAAGAGAGCAAAUGUAAACGCUGGAUGUAUUUGUGGAAUAUUUCUCGUACUUUAAUUUAUAAUAUGAGCAGAUUAUCAGAGCAUGUUUAUGAAGAAACCACACGUUUAUAUUCCUUCUUAUGUCGUUCUAUUUUUCAAUUUCAAAAAAUUGAAUCAAAUGUCGAGGACCUUGAAAAUAUUAUUCCCUUGGCAUUAUACAACUUAAGUGCCUUGCAUAUAAAGAAUGGUAUGUAUAAAGAAGCCAUAACUGCAUCUGCAUUGAAUGCCUUAUUAACUUAUGAUCAAUCAAAUAAGAAAGCUUUUCAUAUAUGGACGAUUAUUAAAAAAAAUGUUUCUGAGAAAAUUGCGCAAUUAACUAUACUCGACUGCCUGAAAAAUGAUGAAGACAAGAUAAAGAAUGAAAUAGGCUUAUCAAUUGAUAUUUCCAAAUAUGAUCUUAUUAAGUUAUGCUCAUAUGAAGCGAAAAGUUUGUUGGAAAAGAGUAUUCCAUUUACCAAUGGUGUGUCGGCAGUUUUAGACAAAUUCAGAAAAUUAAAGCCAAGUAAUUGCCAAUACGCACAUGUGAUACAAUUAUUAGGAUAUUAUUUGUUAACUUUUGAACAUGAUAGUUCCAUUCUUACAUAUCAUGAACAAAUUAUAUCUGAUUUGAAGCAGGACAAGUCAAAUUCUGUGGCACUUUUAUGCUUGGAGGCCAACUUAAUUUUUUUUACAUUUGUGGAGGAAUUGCAUAUGAUGAAUAAGCAAACUCAAGUGGAAAUGGAAAAUACAAAAUUUGCUCUUUAUGCUCCCGAGCUACCAGAACUUGUCGAAACUAAAUCUCCAAAUAUAGUUCCUGCUUACACUAUGAUAAAUGUUAAAAAAGCUUCCAGCCUUAUGCUAAGUUUACAAGAAUGUUUAAAAAAAUGGAAGCAAUUGUUUAAAUAUAAUAUAAAAGAUAUUGUCAAGAAUUGGGAACCAACUCUCGUACUUCGCAUAUUAAUAACAGCUGGUGAAUAUUCUCGAUUACAUCGUUAUGAAGAAUGUGAAAUUGAAGCAUGGACGUUAGCAUAUAGAUUAGCAUCAGAAAUCGAUGAUUGUCAUGGGAUUAUUUAUGUCACAGCUCGUUGUAUUUCAUUGAGACAAAUUAAUUACAAUUGGAUUGAUGUUGCUAAGCAAUAUGCAAUAAAACACAAAAAUUCCGAGGAUAAAAAUAUAACUAAUACCAUUGCUAUGUUUUGGAUAAGCUUGGCAGAUCUCUAUUUUGAAUAUGAAGAGUAUGAUGAUGCUAAGAAGUUACUCUUUGAAGCUAGAAACCUACCAGGAAUUUCAUUUUUUGGUAAUACAUCUAUAUAUUUGCUAAGCUUAGAUGUUAUUAUACGCAAUAAUAGUUUGUAUAAUAUGCAACACGAGAAUUACGCUUCAUACAUCGUGGAUAGUCUGUUUACAUCCAGAUGCUUAAAUCAAGAUCUAUUGACGGAAAAAUGGACAAACCAGGCGGAUUAUCUUUUCAGUUACGAUGUGGUUUUCACUACGGCGAUUAAUUUAGCCAUGAGAAUAAAUAGUUUAUUAUCCUUUCGUGGAAUUAGCCCGGAUUUAGUGCGACAUUUAAAGUCAGCACAGAGCUUGGGCGCAGUACUUCGUGUUGCCGAAUUGUUGAAAUCACUGUGUUAUAUCGAUCUAUCGCGUUCACAAUUAGACGAUUGCGAAGUGAAACUGCAAGGUCUUGAGCACAUGUUGGGCCUCGAGACAGUUCAGUCGCCAAAAGUUAAACCCGUCGAACAAACGUCUGCUUAUCUCGCCGUGACUCCUACAAAGAUUGUGAAUGAUCCUAUCAGAGAUACACCUCAGCACAGCGCCUCGCCAAUACUCGGCAAAAGAGUUUUCAGCUUGCCAAAAUUUACGCUGCAUACAGAAUGUAAUUGCUACAUGUGCGACAAUGUAUCAUAUCAAUAUUUAGUUUUUGCCACCACCUAUAUCAGAGCACAACUAUAUGCCAUGCAAAAUCAAGUCGCAAUAGCUCUCGAUCACUUUUACGGUGCUUUUGAAAUAAGGCAGAGAUUGUUCAAAGAAGAGGAAUCGGUUUUGUUCGAAAACCGGCCUGAUAACAAAACCGGCGUGAAGCGAUUUUCUUGGCAAACACGAUUCUAUAUCAUCGAUUAUAUUCAUUUAUUGAUCGAUUUCUGUUAUUUUCUGAAAACAAAUGUACCAUCGAGGCAACAGAAUGCGUUUGAUAUCGCCAAUUUAGCGAUCGAUAUAUGUCACAAAUAUAAAUUAGAAGGACAUCCCGUCUACAUGUCGGCUAAAGAAUUAGCGUUGGAUAAUGAUUUUCAAUCGAUAAUGGAAUUUUUAGAUUGUUCAACGUUUACAGUCCCGCAACCACAUGACAUUGAUGUAACUAGAUACACAAAAGCUUCAACUGACUCGAACGUUUGUGUUACGCCAUCCGCUCAGAAUCAUCAACCCAAAAAACCUCUCUCGAUCCGACGUAAAAGAAGUCCAGUAGCUUUAAAUGUAGCUAAAAUUAAUAUAAUUUGGAGUGACGAUGAAGAUGACGAUAGCUUGUCACCACCAUUAAUUACGCGCUCAACUAGAAAAUUAAAGAUUACAGGUGCAAAAUUAACGACGAGAAAAAAUUUGGAAGAAGAUUUAUCCGAUGACGAUAAUUCAAAUAUAAAAGAUUCUACACCGAAAAAAACAAAAUCGGAAUAUGAUCUAAAUGGAGGAGAUAGUACACAGAAAAAAUCGACAAAAGAUAUUAUAAUUAAAAUAGUGCCUUUAGUUCCAGAUAUUUCAGAAACCUUGAUGGAUUUGAUAGACAAAUCAGAUGUACCUGCUACAAUGGAAAACAUUGAUGAAUUGAUAAAAAAAGUAGAAAGUCUCAAAAUUAACUCUAGAAAAACGCCAAGGAGAAUGAAUCUUGGAGAUAAAACAAAAUUAACAGUUGCUGAUCAUAAUAAAAAUGUAAAUCAAGCCCUUGAAUUACUGAAAGAUAUAGCUAUAAAUGAAAAGGCAGAUGAAAAUAUUGAUCCUCUAACACCAACAAAAAUCGAUAAACAGAUACAAGAUCAGAAGACUCCACAGUCUGAAAGAAAAUUUUUUAAAACUGGAAUAUUGAAAAAAUAUGAAAACGUAAAAUUAAAUAUAAAUAAUGAAACGCACAAUAUAAGAACAAGAUCCAGUCUUAGGAAAGCUAAAGAGAAACUAUGAUGGAGAUACUGUAAAAACUGUGUAUCUUUCAAAAUUUUGUAAAACACAAUGACUGUAUAUUUCAUAACAAAAAAUUGAAUCAUUAUUUUUAUACAAGGAAUAUAUCAAAGAUGUAAAAAUAUGAAAAAUUUAUUUAAGUUAGACGAUUAUAGAUUUCACAUGUAUUUAUUUCUA
Messenger RNA from Camponotus floridanus (Florida carpenter ant), 4783 nucleotides. RefSeq lists its product as uncharacterized. The record is from RefSeq and is a predicted model, not a curated record. Lineage: Eukaryota; Metazoa; Arthropoda; Insecta; Hymenoptera; Formicidae. The transcript is spliced from 7 exons. The coding region runs from base 77 to 4609 and encodes 1510 amino acids.